AUGUUGACUAUCGCGGAGGCUUCUGGCCUCAUCGCUGCAGGCGUGAUGAUCUGUGGCUGCCUCGAAUCAGUGAAAGACGGUGGACUGAUCAAUCACAAGUCCAGGUCGGUGGUCAAUCGCGCCAUCUCGACAACAUUAUGGCCACACCUCGUCCGCUCCGACGGGGUCAACAUGCGCCACACACCAAUGCGUAUCAGAUUCCCAGGCUGUGCUGCAACAAUAGGUGCCAUACUACUGGUUGUGGCGAGCGUGUUGACACCUUUUGGUCUGUACGAAGAGAUCGACGCAGGGUCAUCCCAAUCACUCGCAUUCUAA
Exophiala spinifera is the source of this 315-nucleotide messenger RNA. RefSeq lists its product as uncharacterized. The transcript has 2 exons. The record is from RefSeq and is a predicted model, not a curated record. Bases 1 to 315 code for a protein of 104 amino acids. NCBI's taxonomy places the organism in Eukaryota, Fungi, Ascomycota, Eurotiomycetes, Chaetothyriales, Herpotrichiellaceae.